Pelagomonas calceolata is the source of this 1006-nucleotide messenger RNA. The record is from the annotation of a GenBank genome assembly. Lineage: Eukaryota; Pelagophyceae; Pelagomonadales; Pelagomonadaceae.
UUGUCGAGAAAAUUAUAUACGGGCGGCGGCAGAGUCCGCCCCUCGCUAGUUCUAGCCGCAGCAGGACGACUUCUUUUUGCCGCUCGUCCCCGAGAGCCGUGUCGCGCCUCGCGUCGACGCCGCGCCCUCGGCCGGAAUCCUCGCGACGACUUCCCGAGCAAUAGCCGUGAACGUCUCCGACACGUUGAUGUCGUGCUUCGCGGACCUGUGUGGCCACCGUCAGUCACGCCGUCGAGCCGACCCCGAGCGACGAACAAAUUCCCACGCGGCCGCGGACGUCUCCAGGAACUUGACCUCGUACUCGGCCGCGAGCGCGGCGCCCUCCGCGCUCGAGACGCGCCGCUCGGCCUCGUUGUCGCUCUUGUUCGCCACGAGCACCCGAUUGACUUGCGCGUCCGCGUGGUCCGCGAUCUGCGCCAUCCAGCUCCUUACCGAAUUAAACGUCCCCCGGUCCGUGAUGUCGUAGACGAGCACGAUGCCCUGCGCGCCCCGAAAAUAGGACCGCGUGAUGGUCCGGAACUGCUCCUGGCCCGCCGUGUCCCAGAUCUGCAGCUUCACCCGCCGCCCGUCCAGAUCCACGGUCUUGAUCUUGAAAUCGAUGCCGAUCGUCGUGAUGAACGUCGAACUGAACGUGUCGUUCGCGUAGCGCAGCAGCAGCGAGGUCUUGCCGACGGCGCUGUCGCCGAUCAUCAGCAGCUUGAUCUGCAAAUCAAAAGGCCGCGCCGCCGCCAUGGUCGCGCGACCAGAGGGAAUGCGCCUAAGGAGUAGCGGCUGCCCCUUCGCAAAGACCGCUCGCGCAACGUUUCUAAGGCGACGCCGUCGUCGCGUUCGCCGCCGGCCGCUGCAGCGCCGUCCCGCAAAUAUUACGGCGCGCGCGUCUGCUCGACUCCCCGUCGUCUUCCUGUGUGUUUGGGCCGGAGGGCCGGAGGGCGUCCUGUGUGUUUGUAUUCGUGCGCGAGCCGGUAGGAGCCCUGGUUUCCUGCGAAUCUUGCGAUUCGGAAACCCG